Messenger RNA from Dovyalis caffra, 1449 nucleotides. Lineage: Eukaryota; Viridiplantae; Streptophyta; Magnoliopsida; Malpighiales; Salicaceae. The record is from the annotation of a GenBank genome assembly.
AUGGUGAAGAAAAUCAAGAGCUUUAAGCCUAAACAAGAAAACAAGAACGAGAGAAGGAAAUGGAGUUCUUGGUGGUUGAUUGGGGCAUUAGUGGCAGUUGUAUUAGCAGUAAUAGCAGCUGUUACUGUGUCUCCAAUGAAUGCUUCAAAGAUUGCUUCUUUGAUUCGCAGCAAUUACAAGUCAUGUCAAUGCCCUUUCUCUCAGGAUUCAGGGAAGUAUAAGGGAAUGAUUGAGGAUUGUUGUUGUGAUUUCGAGAGUGUAGAUAAUGUUAAUGGAGAGGUGUUGUCUCCUUUGCUUCAAGAGCUUGUUACAACACCGUUUUUUCGCUAUUUUAAGGUUAAAUUGUGGUGUGACUGCCCUUUCUGGCCCGAUGAUGGUAUGUGCCGCUUGCGUGAUUGCAGUGUCUGUGAAUGUCCAGAAAAUGAGUUCCCGGAACCUUUUAAGAAGCCAUUCAGCCAUGGUCUUUCAGCAGAUGAUUUGGUGUGUCAAGAAGGAAAGCCACAGGCUGCUGUUGACCGCACAUUAGACAGUAGAGCUUUUAGAGGAUGGAUAGAGACAGAUAAUCCAUGGACAAAUGAUGACGAGACUGAUAAUGGUGAGAUGACAUAUGUGAAUCUUCAGUUGAAUCCGGAACGCUACACUGGUUAUGUUGGUCCAUCAGCUAGAAGAAUAUGGGAUGCAGUUUACUCAGAGAAUUGCCCAAAGUACCCAUCUGGAGAGAUUUGCCAAGAGAAAAAAGUAUUAUACAAAUUAAUAUCUGGCCUCCACUCUUCCAUUUCAAUCCAUAUUGCUGCCGAUUAUCUUCUUGAUGAGAGCAUCAAUAAGUGGGGUCAGAACCCAGAAUUGAUGUAUGAUCGUGUUCUAAGAUACCCUGAUCGUGUCAGAAACUUGUACUUCACAUUCCUCUUUGUUUUGCGUGCCAUGACUAAAGCAGCAGAUUACCUGGAGCAUGCUGAGUAUGACACUGGUAACAAUACAGAGGACUUAAAGACACAAUCUUUAGUGAGGCAGUUACUUUACAACCCCAAACUCCAAGCUGCUUGCCCUCUUCCAUUUGAUGAAGCUAAGUUGUGGCAAGGCCAAAGUGGACCUGAACUGAAGCAGCAAAUUCAAAAGCAAUUCAGAAAUAUUAGUGCAUUGAUGGACUGUGUGGGCUGUGAGAAGUGUCGACUUUGGGGAAAACUUCAGGUUCUUGGCCUUGGUACUGCACUGAAGAUACUCUUUUCUGUUAAUGGUCAAAAUCAGCCAAGUGAAUCUCUGCAACUCCAACGAAAUGAAGUGAUUGCGCUGGUAAAUUUGCUCAAUCGACUCUCAGAAUCUAUCAAAUAUGUACGUGAACAGGGACCUUCAAUUGAGAAGAUCAUGGAAAGACAGAUAUCAGAUUCUUCUGAACCCAAGUAUGGCAGUACAUGGCAGAGAGCAGGGGAUUCACUGUUUCGGCUUUGGUAA